GAAAACACAGUGCCCACCAAAUGUCAGUUGACGUCAGAAGGUCUUGCAAAGAGCGGGGCGUACAUACGAGUCCGAAUAUUAUAUAGUAUAUAUGGUAUUACCCCAGAGAGCGGGGAGAGAGAUCGAGAGAGCAUUCGCACCGAACCGACCAACCGACCCGACUUUCGAUUGAUAUUUUGGCUGCAGAGAGCCACAUGAGUCAGAUUAAUAUUUUGCUUUUGUUCAGAGUCGCGAGUCGCAGUCGAGUUCAGAUUCAGAUACUCGUUGCCAUCCAAACCGAACUGAAGUCAAAUACUAAUGUGUGUACUUACGUGUAAAGCAGUUAAAAAAAAUGUGCAAACGUACAGCCAUAGCGUGGCUGUGGAUGUAGUGAAGAGUGCCAGCAUUAAUCGCAUUUUUCCCUUGCACGACGACUAGAAAAUACUCGACACGUUUGUCUGCUUCUGUAUCUGCUUCUACCUCUGUUUGGCCUGGCGUAGUGAAAAACAUAAAAUUGAUAUUGUGUAAGUUGUAUCUAGCAUUGAAAAGAUGAAAAGUGUCAUUGUCGUUCCUAUAAAUACACCUCCUCGGUAAAGGAAGUCGCAAUAGAGGCACUCAACGCUAGCCCCACAAAGGAACCGCAGACCCAGACACACAGAAAGCCAAAACUUUGGAGUAGGGCUGAGCUGAAAGUAUAGUGCGCAGCUAUCAUGACUAACUCACCACCCAAAAGGCCAGCCCAUGUACAGAAAAUCGAUAUUCUAGUCGCGCUGUAACGCUGGGUAGCGCCUACCUGAAAAUAAAACACAGACAGGCGAGACAUUAGUAUACCGAAAACCUCUUCCGCCAAUGGUCGACAUAUAGCAAAUGUCUAUACAUAUCAUACCGAUAUAGCUAUAGCCCCCCCAAAAAAGAAAAACAAAAACAUAAACCAUCUGUGAUACGCGUGUACCUAAAAAAAAAACGCUUUUGCGAAAUGAACUAACUUUGCACCGAUCGAGGGUAUCACUGGGAAAUUAACGAUGCGUCUUGUCCGCAGUAAAUGUUGUCAACGUGAUGUUUCUGUAACCGACUAUCUGAACACCCCCACUCCGCAUCCGCAUCCAUCGUCCACAAACGCCGAAGUCCACACCAAAAAUAUAUUUACGCGCUACUGGGACGACCACAUAAAAAUGAAGGAACCGUGCGAGGAAAGGUCCAGGGGCAAGGCCUCAUCAACAUCGUCUUCACCACCUGCCAAACAAACCCAGAGCGUUACGUUCGUGAGGACCAGUAAUGCACCAGCUGUUUGCGACGCCAACGGGAACGGGAAUGGGAACUCGUCUCAAACGGAGUGGACAUUUCCCCCAAAAGCGCCCACUCCGCAUAUCUACAAUUGCCUGAGCCCCGACAUGAUGGCCUCAAGUGAUAAAAGCAGCUUUAAGGGAUUUCGCAAGCAAUUUAGUGGACGGUUCAAGCGCUUAGUUACUCGAAAAGUGGAACACACUCCAGUGAUACCUCCAGAAUUGAAGCCGCAACUAAAAACAAUAUACGUUUACUAACUUAAGAUGUAACGACAAUUGCAAGCACAAGUGUUUUCCCCAUUGUAUACGUGCUCCAUCAGUGUGCGUUUAUAUGGCAGGAAACAUUAGUGAUAGGAAAAGCAAGAUAAACUAAGUUAUCAUAAUACCAUUCUGAUUGACAAUUUUAAGUAUUCAGCGAUUCGUGCGUAUUGUUAGGCUCAAUAAAAAAGAACAUUUCAUAAGACAGACGAGGAUUAAUAUGAUUUUGGAACGACAGUCAGUCACGGGGUUCAUAAUAAACAUAUCAAAGGAAAUGAACAGAUUAUCAAGUUCGAAUAUCACGUGUUACAAGCUCUAAUACGAAUCUAUGUAAUUGCUUAUUAUUUUUAAUAAGUAUAAAGAACUACCUAUGUUUACAUGUUCAUCAAAUACCAUUAAAGAAUUAUUUUAAUUAACUAAA
This is a messenger RNA of Drosophila subpulchrella, 1941 nucleotides long. RefSeq lists its product as uncharacterized. Bases 1002 to 1520 code for a protein of 172 amino acids. The transcript is spliced from 2 exons. NCBI's taxonomy places the organism in Eukaryota, Metazoa, Arthropoda, Insecta, Diptera, Drosophilidae. The record is from RefSeq and is a predicted model, not a curated record.